Periophthalmus magnuspinnatus is the source of this 2603-nucleotide messenger RNA. RefSeq names its product membrane-associated ring finger (C3HC4) 7 (gene marchf7). Lineage: Eukaryota; Metazoa; Chordata; Actinopteri; Gobiiformes; Gobiidae. The coding region runs from base 110 to 2317 and encodes 735 amino acids. The record is from RefSeq and is a predicted model, not a curated record. Gene Ontology annotation, molecular function: zinc ion binding. The transcript is spliced from 11 exons.
UUGUAAAUCACGUGAUCCCCGUUCUGUCAACAGCAGUGCACUCAAAUAGAAGACAUAUUUACCUCUGCUCGCCCAAAAAACAGGAAGAUUUGACUUAAAGGUGUGUGUGAUGGAUUCCCGGUCCAGUAGACUGCCCUUCUGUUUGUCAAGCUCCAGACCAUCGUACUCCUCCAGCUCCAGUCGACUCUACAGCACAGACUCCGCCCUGAACAGCGACCGCUUCUCUAGGACCUCCUCCAGCUACAAGACAGACCCAGAACCACAGAGUUCUCGUCUCAGAGAUUAUGGUAGUUCAGACAGCCGCAGUUCAAGCUGGAGGCUGCCCUCUUCCCUAACUAUUUCCACCAGAGCUUAUGAUCGACCCUGGGCUGACUCCUCACUCACCAGCAGAAACAAAGUGAGUGAACCAGAGGGCAGAUUCAGUACACGAUCGUCCCUGCUCAACAAUAUUGUAGACGAUGGAGACUCUAAAAGGGCCAAACUUGCAUCUGUCUACAGCACCAGGGGACUGUAUUCACAAACUGCCAGCACUUCAUUCAGGGGCUCAUCCCUUCCCAGCAGCAGCAGUAGUAGCAGUAGAGUUUCUUCCGACAAAGAAAAUGACUGGAGGUCUUCUCAUUUUCUCCCUCGACAAUCAUCAUCGUCCUCCUCUUCAUCCUCUUCCUCCUCAAAACUCUUCUCCAAAAGAGAGCUAGAGACCAAGACUGAACCCAGUUACUCAGGUUUAGGAGAAAGGAGAACCAGGACGACAGGACUUCCCCCCUCAUUGUAUCAAACAGACAGAGUGACGUCCACAUAUGCACAAGGAGCACGGCCCAAAGAGACCUCCUACACCUCUACCGCCUUCACGUCCCGGAACAGUCGCCAUGUCCCCUCUACCUCUUCCUCCUCCCAUCACCCCUCCAUGGAAAAGGACCUGAGUAGCAGAUAUACAAGUCGUUUCUCUGGGGUCCAAUCUUCCCACAAACCCACACCUCGCCCUGAGCCCACAAAGCCCACUUCAGAUGCCACAAUGAUGUCUUCUUCUCAGAGAUGGUACAGCUCUACUAGAUCCGAAAACUCACUGCCCCCUAGACCUGCCACCGAAGCUCCUGAAAUUGAGGGUCGUAGCUCAACACGGAGACUAUUUUCCCGCUUGUUUUCUAGGCGUUCCAGCCAGGACUCAAGUGGAUCAUCUAGUGUUAGAUCUGUGGAAGAAGACGGCCCAUCCACGGAGUCUGCCGAUAGCGAUGAAACUCCUCCCAUUGUUGACCCUCUACUAUCUGAAUCAGUUACACGCAGACAGCAUAGAGUUAUGUAUAACCCCUUAUGUGAGGGCAACAAUCUUCGUAGCGGUGUGGCGCCAAGGAGGGAGCCUGCUGUUAAUGGUAAUAGCAACACAAAUUCAGCAGAAGGUAGUGGACCAUCCUGGCUUUCUUCGUCUAUCAGAAGUCGUUGUCCUCCUUUGCUUGCCCGUCUAAGGAGAUAUGCUAGAGAGGAGAAUACUGGCUCCGCUACCAGCCCGGAGUAUACAUACAGCCGUCCGCCAUAUCUGAGAAGGAGAGACGACCAAGACGAUGAGGAGGAGGAGGAGGAGGAGGAGGAGGAGAAAGAAGGAGCAGUGGGUGUGAGCAGUUUUGAAUGUUCAAAUGAGGCUGAAGAGGAGGAGGUGCUUCCUGAUUUGGAAGAGGUAUCCCAUGUGACCCGUAGAAGACUUGGACUGUACCAGAACUUUUCCAUGGGACCACUGGGAGGAGAGGAGCAGCUUGAGGACCAAAAAGAGAAGCCCAUCUCCCCCAAGAAUCAAGAGAAGCUGCGCAAGAUCAUGGAGAGACUGCUGAUGGAGGACUCUGAUGAAGAGGAGGGAGACCUGUGUAGGAUCUGUCAGAUGGGAGAGGAGUCAGUGUCUAACCCUCUGAUCCAGCCGUGUCGCUGCACUGGGAGUCUACAGUAUGUGCACCAGGACUGCAUCAAGAGGUGGCUCCGCUCUAAAAUCACCUCAGGUACCAACUUGGAGGGCAUCACCACAUGUGAACUGUGCAAAGACAAGCUGCGUUUGAACCUGGACAAUUUUGACAUUCAGGAGCUGUACAGGUCUCAUGUUCAAUCUGAGUAUGAUGACUUCAUCAGCAGUGGUCUGUACCUCGUGGUGCUGUUGCAUUUCUGUGAGCAGAGGUUCUCUGAUGUUCUGGGAGCUGUGGAUGCUGCCGGGUUAUUCAACCUGGUGAGAAUCCUUCAUGAACACAUGGACACUCUUGAAAACAGGGAAGGUGGGAGACAGGAAACUCGGCCAUCUAUUGAGUUUUCUGACCUGGAUGACGAUUUGGAGGAAUACUGAGAAAAUGGAAACGGGAAGUUGGAUACAGUUGGGUACAGAGUGUUUUGGCACACACUUUGACCUGAUAUGCAGUGGCCGAAGAUGACGCCAGGUGCACACAACAUGCCUUUGCUGCUGCUGGCUUUUGCUUUAUAUGCAAACUAUAAAACAUGGGUGUGGUUGAUUGAAACUGCUGUAUUAUUUGAGUGCACUUUAUUCAGUUCUAAUUAAGUAUAAAUGCAAACUUUUAAUUGUUAAACCACAAGUGCUUUAAGCUAAUAAAUUAUGUUAUGUGACAGACUUUUAA